Messenger RNA from Protopolystoma xenopodis, 276 nucleotides. The record is from the annotation of a GenBank genome assembly. Lineage: Eukaryota; Metazoa; Platyhelminthes; Monogenea; Polystomatidea; Polystomatidae.
AUGAACGAUGGACAUGGUAGCUUUUCCACAACGCAGACGGCAAGAGGACCUGUGUUUAAGCAGUUUAAAAGCCAGGACUCCCCACAAAUUGGGUUAAUUUGCGCUUCCUUUGCCACAUGUAGAGAUACCUUCUGCCCAGAGUGGUCUCGUUGGCAAGCAGAGACUGGGAAGCAGGCCAAAGAGGCUCUGGUGUGUCGUCAUGACGAGGUGAUGCAACUUCAGACGGGCAAGCCACGGCUCUCGUCGCAAACUUCUGCGACGAUGAACACUGCCUGA